Messenger RNA from Sphaerodactylus townsendi, 3440 nucleotides. RefSeq names its product mediator complex subunit 22 (gene MED22). The transcript is spliced from 3 exons. Gene Ontology annotation, biological process: regulation of transcription by RNA polymerase II. Bases 340 to 771 code for a protein of 143 amino acids. Lineage: Eukaryota; Metazoa; Chordata; Lepidosauria; Squamata; Sphaerodactylidae. Gene Ontology annotation, cellular component: mediator complex. The record is from RefSeq and is a predicted model, not a curated record. Gene Ontology annotation, molecular function: transcription coregulator activity.
GAACGACAAAUUGGAACCUACCAUUGGAACCUACGUCUUCUCUUCAGUGGGGCCAAGUCAUUUACUUUUUCCCACCAUAGGGUUAAUCUAAAAGGUGAGAUUUAUUUUUCAGGUUAAGCAGAGCUUGUUGGAGGGGGAGGGGAAGGACGGCUCCUGCACUUCUGGGGAGGAGCACGUUUUCUAUAGCCCUGCUCGGACAGUGAGGAACAUGACUAAACUGUGUAUGACUGAUGAGAAGACACCUUGUUAGGUUCCAAUUCAUCUUUCCGCUUCCUUCUGCAGAUUGAAGAAGAAACCCAGGUGUCCCGGGCAACCCAAGGCGAGCAAGACAACUACGAGAUGCACGUCAGAGCAGCCAAUAUAAUCCGGGCUGGGGAGUCCCUCAUGAAGCUGGUCUCUGACCUGAAGCAGUUUCUGAUCCUCAAUGACUUCCCCUCAGUCAACGAGGCCAUCAACCAGCGCACCCAGCAGCUGCGCGGCCUGCAGGAGGAGUGUGACAAGAAGCUGAUUGCGCUGCGGGAUGAGAUCUCCAUCGACCUCUAUGAGUUGGAAGAAGAGUAUUACUCUUCCAGCUACAGUCUGUGUGACGGCAGUGACCUUCCGCUGUGUGAGGCCUACUGGAGACAAGAACCUGCCAGGGGCUCCCCUGAAGACCUCCCCACACCUCUGGCAGCCACCAUGAUGGAGCAGAGUAUCCAAGCUUCUCAGGGGCCCACCGCCUCGCACCCUCACGUCAAUGGGCAUGGAGCCGCCCCCACGGAGCAUCCCUGAAAAGGACCCCUCUGCCCCCAGGCCUGGCUGAAUUUUGAGCGAGGAAGGAUCUGGCUCUCCGAAUGAACCCAACGGCUUCCAGCUCUCCAGAAGUCUGCUGCAUUUGCUGGAGAGUGUUUCUUAAGAAAUGUCAGAGGGUAGCUAGCUGGAGGUGGAGCUCAUAGUUGUAACAGGACACCGGCCUUGUUUGUGGCAAAACAUUUGGGCUUCAGCCAGUUUGAUGCAACUGCAUGAGAGUUUCAGAUAGGGCUGUUUGGGGUUUGAUAGCCUCAGAGGGUUGGUCAGCAGCAAAACUGUUAGAUUUGAGUCCAGUAGCAGCACCUCAGAAACCAGCAAGAUUUUUGGGGUGUGAGACUCAAAGUUCCCUUCAUGUGUUGUAUCUGACAAAGGGAGAUUUAACUCUCAAAAGCUUAUGCUCUAAGCAUCCCGUUGGUCUUGAAGAUGUUACUGGACUCAAAUCUAACUGUUCUCUUUGAAAAACAGAUGUUCAUAUAACAUGGUGCUUGUAUUAUUUCAAUUUCAGGGUUUCCAUAUUUUAUCAGCAUUUUAUUCCCUGGACCCAAAGGGAGUUAAGUUUCAGGAAAAUCUACUUCAGUAACAUCGGCAAUCCAGGUAGGUCGUCUGGAGGGUGGGAUUAAAUGUCCUUUGUAGGAAGGGGCAGGACUGGGGGAGCUCCCCCCUGCCCCACCCCACCCCACCCCACCCCACCCCACCCCACACUGCCUUCUGGCAGGCAAUAAGCAGAUGGAGCCUAUUCACACCACCAGCCUUGGCCCAGGAAGGCUUUUUUUCUCCAGAAUCUCUGUGCUUUCUGUCUUUUAAAGGCAUGGGGGCAGUAAAACAAGCAGGGACUGAUGCCCUUGCUUUCCACUGGCCUUUAAAAUAUCCCAUUGCUCUUGCAGCUCUUUAGAGUAGCCUGACACAGAAAAAUAGGUGAGGUUCCCUUGGCAUGGAGGAGAAAUGAGUGAAAAACCUCUGCCUGAAUUCUUGAGUUAACUCUGGCAGGGUUGGUUUUUUAAAAAGGAGAAAAAGCAAAAACCUAGAAAGGUGCUGAUUGUCAGACUCUCGAACAUGGAAAUAACAGAGACCGUAGGAAAGUCCUAAAGCAGUUUAUUUCUCACAACGCGUAGAGUAACAAUAGAAAGCUGGAUUUAAGUUAGAGAGCUUAGAUCCAGAGACUAUAUCCUUCAACACCCCCCCUGUAUUGCCCCACACCAAAUGUCUCUUACAGUUUCUACAACAUUUGUACUACAGAGCUUCAAAGAAUCUGGGAACUGUUCACACCUUCUUGCAGAUGAGCUGGCGCCAGGAGGUUGCCAGGGAGGGAAGAGGGAAACAGGAAAGCAGUUACAGGAAAACAUUUGCAAUUCCCACACAGCAAGACAUCCGGGCACUGACAGGCUUGGUCCUGACACUGACAACCACUGUUCCAUGCUGCUCAGCCCUAAAUACUUGGGUGUCCUGUUUUCAGUGUUCUUCCACCAGAUCAGCCAUGUAAGCUAAAUCAGUACUACCCUCUCCAUCCUGCGGAUACUAAUUGCGUGCCCCCACCUGGUCCAUUUCCCAAUCUCGGUGCCACCUGCAGCUUAUCUGUGACUAAGAACCACACAGUGUUUCUCCAUUUCCUCUGGAGUUUUGUGGGGGACCAAAACUGCAGUUCAGAGCACACUUUGCUGGAAUCAGUGCAAUUGACUGAAAUGCUUAGUAAUCUUGCUUAGAAUUGAUCCCUUCAGGAUAUCAGGAUAUGGCUUUGAGCCCCAUUCAGAAGGGGGGAGUGCCACGUGGCCACUCUGGUGAAUUUGGCCACACUGGAGUGCUUACCCUGGUGGAGGGGUGAUUUUGCCACUGUGGGGCUGCCACGGCCCUCCCCAGCACAGGAAUGUGACACCAGCAGCCACUCCCCCCCAGGCAUGAUGGGGUCAUGGCCACGGGAGGGGUCGACUGCAUUGCUGGCAGGUGUCAGAUAAGGCAUGGUCUCUUCGUCUUCUUCCCCCACUUAUGAGCUUUAUGGGGUGUGUGGGAGGUGUUGCAAUGGGAAGGGCCCCGCAGAAUUCACUUCCCUGCUGCCGCCUCUAACGACAAAAAUGCCCACUAGCUGUUGCAAACCUAUUCUGCAGUGUAAGCUAGAGACUGGAGCAGAUGUGUUCUUGAGCCCUCUUAGACGUGUGGAGCUGCUGAGGGCCCCUAAUUUCCUGGUCCUACACCUGGGCCUUUAACAGUAGGAUGACAUGCACACACUAAGAAGCCACAAGUGCAUUUCUCCCUGCUUUCUGGUGGCAGCAGCUCUACCUUUUUAAUGUCUGUGUACUGUCUUAUUUCCCUGCCCUGGAUAGCUGAUAUCAGAGGAUAAGUAAGGUGGACUCUGCCAAGUAGUUGGAUGGGAGACCUCCAAGGAAUGACAGGGUCAUAAUGAAGAGUCAGGCAAUGGCAAACCACCUCUGAACAUCUCUUGCCUUGAAAACCUCAAUAGGAGUCAUGAUCUGAUGAUCAAAAAACAAAGCAAAAAAAAUCUUGCUGCUAUAGACCCAGGAGUUAAGCCAAAUUUUACAAGCUGGUAAUCUGGGCUAUAAACAUUUCAGUGUCUGCAGUCUGUAUGUAGGAAUACAUGUUUUUUUCCCUUUGUGUAAGCUGACUGAAUAAAACCCAUUGAGUUUUGUAUUGUUACAAAA